This is a messenger RNA of Spirometra erinaceieuropaei, 615 nucleotides long. Lineage: Eukaryota; Metazoa; Platyhelminthes; Cestoda; Diphyllobothriidea; Diphyllobothriidae. The record is from the annotation of a GenBank genome assembly.
AUGGGACUCCAAACGUUGAUCCUACUCCCGGCUGCAUUUAUCUUCCUUGGUGGCGUUUUCGGUAAGUCCGGUCUCUUAAUCCACUGCUUUGCGAUUCCCCUAUCUUGCAUCUUCAUCCCACAGUCCAAAGUUUGAUGUCAUGCAUCCCGUUCCAUGUUUGGCAUUGCAAAAACGCGCAUGAGGACGUCCUAUAUUGUUGCUGGAAUUUCGCUAACGAUAUUUGUGGGCACAAUCUCCAAUCUCACCCCAGUUUGGUUCUAACUUGCAACUUCAUCUUUCCUGCUUUUAGCACGCGCCGACGGACCAUCCGAUUAUAAAUUGUGCAAAGGUGAACAUACAGAGUGUACGACUAUAAACUUCAAGCCUGGAGAUCAGACCAAAGGCCAGCACUGUCGCACGGCCUGUUCACAGAAAAUAGGUCUGUAUAUUUAAUCCAUGCAUGCCUCCUUCUGAAUGUCAAUGAAGUCUGAGUAUACUGCACAUAUUUUCAGAUUCCUGAUCGACGCGGCCAUAUAGUUCAGCAGUCAUCAACCUCUUUCUUGUCCUUUAGGGGGCUUAAGCGAGAAAAUCACAGCCUACUACUGUGAAACUCCUGAAGAGCCCUGCACCUUGUAG